UCCUUUCAUUCACACUCUCCUCUUCCGUGCGCUUGGUGAGAACCGACGGCGCUUCUGCAGGAGCGGAAUCGCGCGCCCCCGCCACCGGAACCUCCUCGUUCCGCCACACACACACACACACACGCGCGCGCGUGCCCGUGCCGCCGCCGCCGCGACCCCGGUGAUGAUGCCGGAGAGAUGGAGAAACUGUCCGCGAGCAUCUCGGAGCUCUCGUGGAGCGCAGUGUCGCUGCCGCUGGACGCCGUGGUGGGCAAAUUCCGCCUGCCUACACUGGUGAAGCUCAGCGCCGGUGAAAAUGUAGAAGGGUUGUCCGAGGAGGACGUCGUCCUGUUACACUCAUGUCGGCAGUGGACUACAGUCACCGCCCACUCGCUGGAGGAGGGGCAUUACGUCAUCGGACCCAAGAUUGACAUCCCGCUGCAGUAUCAGGGGAAGUUUAAGUUGCUGGAUCAGGACCGGGAUGUCCGGGAGCCGGUCCAGUACUUUGCGAGCGUGGAGGAAAUCGCCGGAACUUUCCCCGAUCGAGUGUUCGUCAUGGAGCCGAUCACGUUCAGCAUGAAGGUGGUGUCAGGUGAGUUCAGUGAAGACAGCGAGGUGUAUAACUUUUCCCUCCAGGCGGGAGAUGAGCUGACUCCAAUGGGUCGGGCUGAGCUUCUCUGUGUUCAAUCUGCUCGUGAGAAGUCGCGCCUGGCCGCAUUGUUGCGUCGGCUGGGCAGAGUGGGCGGGGCUUCAGGACGUCCCAUCCGCACCAAGCUGCCCUGUCUGAUCUGCCUUAAUCAGCGGACGCGGGAGAGCGUGCGGCUCCCUCUGCAGUGUCGGGGUCGUUUCUGCACUCGAUCGCCGCUGGAGCUGCGCAUGCAGGCGGGCGAACACACGCUGCGCACCAUCAUCGAACGCGUGCGGCUUCCCGUCAAUGUGGCCGUACCACCACAUCCACCGCCUCCACCUCGCAGCCGCUACGACCAGCACACCAUCCGCCAGGGCCAGCGUUACAAGCUGCUCGCCAUCGUCAGUCGGACCGUGGUGCUCUGCUGUGUCCUGCGCAAACAAGAAGUGACGCCUUCUCACUUCCUGUUGCUUAAUGACAUGCCGCGCUUCACGCUACCUGAUGGCUUGUUGCGUGACGACCCUGUCUACCAGCGGGCGGUGCUGCUAAGCGCGCUCCGUUGCCAGGAGACCUUUGACCCGGACGAUUAUUCCCGAGCCGUACGGGAGGUGAAGGUGGACCUGACUGAGGAGUGUGUGAGUCCACGCAGGAUACGAGUGUAUCCCGUAUUCUCGCCACAGAGACUCUCGUUGUGCGUUUACGGGGGCGGAGCCAUCACACCGACGACCACAACAGGCUGCAGGGACUCGCUGGGAGACACACAAACUCCCCCCGGAGUCGAGGGAGAGAGGGAAGGGGUGGGCGAAGGGGAAGAGCGAGAGUAUGUCACCCCUGAUUGGCCCACAGAGACACAGGAAAUUCCUUAUGAAGAGCUUUGGACCAAUCAGAGUGGAGGAAGCUAUGCGGAGGUUCCUGAAAGCACAGUCAAAGCUGAGCACAACCUUAUAUCCUUCCACUCCACUUCCUCAUUAGAUGGUACAAUAGGCUCCACCCAUGUUGCUAUGGUGCAGAUGGAAGCAGGACGAGUACCGACUCCACCCCCUGUUCCUCCGAAAUCAGAAGCUGUGAAGGAGGAGUGUCGGUUUCUGAACGCUCCUCCUGUUCCACCCCGCUGUGCUAAUGCUGGAGGCCCCACCCCCAGUCCGCCAGUCCCACCCCGUUUCCCUAAAGUUCCAACUACAAGCACACGCAGUCCAAAUGUGUCCUUUUACUCCUCAGGCCUGCCGGAGAGCUCUGCUCCUCGUAGUGGAAGUAAUUCUCCCUCUCCAGACUCCUACUCUCUGUACUGUUACCCCUGCACGUGGGCUGACUGUGUAACCUCUGACCCCUCUGCAUCACCUGACCCUAACCAGCCUGCGCAGGCCUGCUGGUCACACCCUCGAAGUGGUGGAGUUUUCACUUCCAAUAUUCUAAAUACACCCCUCCUUAGUACAGACACAGCCCACAAAAACUACUCCACCUGUCCCCGACCUCGUCCAGCUGCGCAGAACCGCUUUGCCCCAUUUGGCGCUCUGAACCCUUUUGCCAAUCCAGGACACGCCUCAUCUGAUUGGCUUGCCACGGGCCGGAAAUCCCCUAAUCUGCUCUCUGACCUCACUAGUGCUACCCCUCAGGAGCCUCAAACCAAUCCGGAGACAAGUCCGGUUCCUCCACCCAGACCAUUAAAAAGUUUAGAGGAGGAAACGCCUGUGUCUACCAUGGUGAGGGGCGCAGAAGGUGGAGCUGGGUUAUCAUGGCGACCCCCAGCAGAUCUGUGCUGGCUCUCAGUGGAGGAGGUGUCAUCCUGCUUACGUUUCAUCGGGCUGGCGGACGAUGUGAUUGGCCUGUUCAGCCGAGAGAGGAUUGAUGGGUCAAUAUUCACCCAGCUCACCGAAGAAAUCCUGUCCGAGGACUUCAGCCUUACCAAACUACAGGUCAAAAAGAUCAUGCAGUUUAUCAAGGGCUGGAGACCCAAGAUAUGAGCCUUUACACACACCCACACACUCACACACACAGAUACUGUGAACAGUAAAACCAUAUGCAUGAUGGUACAUAAAAAAUUAAAGGUGCGUUUCCAUAGAGGUUCUUUUGAGGAGCCGAAGAGUUCCUGCAGGAACUAUGAUUGUUAUGUAAAAAAAAAAACCCAGCAGUACAGCAAACAGGUGUGUAAAAACGUGUGGAUCAGAAAUCUAAAAGGUUUCCAAAAAGUUCCAAAAGACAAUUGAAGUCUCUUACCUUAAAAAUUCGGAGUUCCUGAACAAGUUUCCGGGCUUUCUGAAAGGUUCCUCUGGUGAAAGUCUGGCUAAAAUGCACUUACUAAAGAGAAGGAACUAAAAAAGAUUCCAGGAACUACAAUUGGCAAGUGGAAAUGAAACCUCCUGGGUUCCUGAUUAGGUUUCUAGAGGGGAAACAUGGCUAAAGUUCUGGAGUACCUACAAUGUUACUGAAAAUUAGGCACCUUACUAAGGAAACACGGCCAAGGUUUCUUAGUUGAAAAGGUUCCUCAGCUUCUUGAAAAUGUUCUAGUGGUGAAAACAGGUGUCAUAGUUCCUGAGAUGAGGUUCCAGGGUUCCUGAACAGGUUCCUCUGGUGGAAACACACUUGAUAUCAGACAAUAAUGGUCUGCAAAAGAGUAUGUACUGUGUGACAAGUUCCUGAGCGAGCUCCUGAGUUCCUGCAAAGGUCCUUCUGGUGGAGAUGUGCCUAAUUUCAGACCGUAGAAGCAUAUCUUUGUGUGUGUGUGUGUGUGUUAAAAUGAAGAGAUGCACGUGUGUUCCUCGUGCUGAUUUAUUUUGUGAGGGUGGAUUGCUCAAAGCUCAGCUGCUGAACAGCAUUGAACUACUGAACAGUAUCAGUAUCAGUGUGUGAGAGUCAGAGUAAAUAUAAACCUCUGUGUGUGUGUGUGUGUGUUUGUGGUACAUGAGUGUUUUGUUCUAAAAGGAAAGAUUUUAUAUAUUUAAAUACCGCACAGUCUAUACUUAGCUCCUCUAGGGAUCGUCUCUAAACUCCAGUCCUGUACAAACGUGGUUUCUGGGGACCGUCUCACAAAACACAAACAAUCCAAUAGGGACUAAUGUCGAACACUACUCAAGACUGUCUGGUUUAUAUAAUUUGUUAGGGAUUAUUAUUAUUUUUUCUUUACAUUGUUGGACACAGAGUUGAUAACACCACACUGCUCAGACUGGCGUGCCUUUAGAGGAACUAUAACGGAACGACGGAAAAUUCUGCUAUAUUUUAUGGAGACUUGAUUCUUUUUUUCCCUUCUUUUUUUAACCUGAAAUGUGACGACUCUGUACGCUGUCUUUGAUGCAUCCGUGUCUUGAUUCUGUUGCUCCUGUGUGUGUGUGUAUACCGUAGGUACGUUGGUGUAUGAGGGGUGAAUAGGUACAAGAAGUCAGGCUCCGGAGCAGCCCUGAGUAUUAUAAGGCCCUGAGUAUAGACUCUUGAGUUUACUAACACACACGUUGCUGUUUUAGUGGCGCUACCGCCGCAUCACAAACUGACCUCCAACUGAUUAUUGAUUGAUUAUUGAUUAAAGUCACCCAAGUCGUAGAA
Molecule: messenger RNA, 4141 nt
Organism: Hemibagrus wyckioides
Lineage: Eukaryota; Metazoa; Chordata; Actinopteri; Siluriformes; Bagridae
Gene: garem2
Product: GRB2 associated, regulator of MAPK1-like
Exons: 6
Coding region: 178-2568 (796 amino acids)
Source: RefSeq, a predicted model, not a curated record